Messenger RNA from Panicum hallii, 409 nucleotides. RefSeq lists its product as uncharacterized. The transcript is spliced from 4 exons. Lineage: Eukaryota; Viridiplantae; Streptophyta; Magnoliopsida; Poales; Poaceae. The record is from RefSeq and is a predicted model, not a curated record. The coding region runs from base 1 to 360 and encodes 119 amino acids.
AUGGUGCGCUGGGCCAGGGGAAGGUGCCGGCGGCGGCGGCGGCGUGCCGGGAGGCCCGGUUCCAGGUCGUGCCUGGUGUCCUCCGGUGCCGCCGCCGCCGCCGCCAGCGAAGGCUGCUGCCUGCUGCUGAGAGGGGCCUCCCUGAAGUCCGUCCUCAAGUACUCCGUAGCGCAAGGUAAGGAGGAGAAAGGUUCUGAGCACUCUGCCACUGUUGCUUUUCCAAGAGCAUUCGCAAUCUACAAUGAUCGUUUUGAGCUGGUCCUUGGUCAAUCAAUGGUUUAUGCUACUAAUCCUUAUGCUGACCAACACUAUUGCUUGCUUUUCUCCUUCUCCAGUGUGACCACCCGUAUGUUCUAUUAGUUUCGGGCCAGUCAUAUUUGAAAUUUCUCUGAUUGAAGCUGCAGUUGAG